AUGUCUGUUAGAGCAGCCACACAUGCUGGGUCUUGGUUCUCUGGAAACAAGACCACCUUAAGCAAACAAAUAGACCAACUGGUUGCCGCAGUUAAAGAUAAGCAUCCCGAGUUCCCGAUCCCUGGAGCUCGAGUUCUUGUUGGGCCCCAUGCUGGAUAUACUUACUCUGGUAAAACGCUUGCCGAAACUUAUAGUGCUUGGGACACCUCCAAAGUUAAACGAGUCUUUAUUUUAGGUCCUUCGCACCACGUCCUUUUUAGAGGCGCAGGACUUACAGAAUUUGCUGCUUUUGAUACUCCUCUCGGGAAGGUGCCCGUUGAUACUGAAUGCGUCAACGAGCUUCUCAAAAGCCGUCUUUUUACAAUAUUUGAUGAAGAAGAUGAUGAGCGUGAGCACAGUAUAGAGCUCCACUUGCCUUUUUUGUUCAAAGCCUCUGAAAAAUCUCCAAACGGUGUUCCAUCUAUAGUCCCCAUUGUUAUUUCCAGCACUACUCCCUCUUAUGAAGAAGAACUGGGGAAGUUCCUUUCUAAAUAUGUUAGCAACGAAGAAAAUGCCUUUGUUAUUUCCUCCGACUUUUGCCACUGGGGCCUCAACUACGGAUACACGGCAUACACACCUUCUCCAGAUGUUGAAGAGGUGGUGGCACUAGGCAAAACCCGCUCGCGAUCCCGCUCCAGCCACCCCGACCUUCCCCAUGGCGAAGUUUCUGAUAAAACACCCAUUUAUAAGUCCAUUGAAUACCUCGACCGUAAAGCCAUGGAAGUUUUAUCGACAGGAUCUAUUGACCAGUGGAACGAGUAUAUGGAUCUUACCGAAAACACAAUUUGUGGGCGCCGGCCGUUCUCCUCGCUCCUCCAUUGCCUCAACUCGGCUUCAAAGAAAAGGUUACCCAUGAAUGGGUUUGCAUCUGAACAUGAGCGCGAUACCUGGGGCAAGUUACAAUGGAUUGGGUACGCACAAAGCGGAAAGGUACACAGUCUCAAGGACUACAGCGUUAGUUAUACCAGCGGAUAUGCUGUCAUUUAG
Messenger RNA from Magnusiomyces paraingens, 1026 nucleotides. RefSeq lists its product as uncharacterized. Lineage: Eukaryota; Fungi; Ascomycota; Dipodascomycetes; Dipodascales; Dipodascaceae. Bases 1 to 1026 code for a protein of 341 amino acids. The record is from RefSeq and is a predicted model, not a curated record. The transcript has 3 exons.